ACGAGCGGGAGUUGUGAGACUUCCAUUUUCAAACCUCAGACGUAUGAAUUAACGAUGCUUUUCUUUGUUUACUUAGAUUUUUCUCUUGUUAAAGUUCUGUAGCUUUUGAAAAGAGUAAAUUGUGUGAUAAAGUACGAUAAGAAACGAUGGAUUCGACAGAAGACGAUAUUUCUGCUCGGGUUUUGUUGAGGAGGGUCCUGCACACAGAGUUACCCAAAUCUCCUGUAACCAGAAGUGCAACAAAUGUACGGCGGAGUAUGAGGCUAAAAAACACCCCUGGACCGGAGAGUCCUGGAUCUGCCUUACGACACAGACUCAAGAAGAAGCUCCAUGAGAGUGCCUCCUUGUCACCCCUCCCUUCACCUAAACGGCCGAGGUCAGCAUUGGCAAAUACGAACCCUCCUGUCACGGCCCCGUCCCCAGUGUAUGAUGAGGACAUGACCACUCGUGGUCUGCUCAGGGGGAUCAUUCAGAUGGAGACCGAAGCGUCGUUGCUGAUGUCGGGUCAGCCUGCACUUCAAGAAUCAGAGCCGAACCAAGCCGAGUCCAGUGCUGGAGAGAGAACUGAAGGUCUGUCUGGAGUGGAGCUGUCUGACCUGACUCUGAACACUGAACCCCUGACGCAAGUGGUCAGAGGACUGAGCCGCAAGAAACCGCAGCGCGUCUUCAGUGUGUCAGCGUUCGAGGAACAGUUUGAUCAGCUGCCAGACAACACAGAGGACAUCUCGCGUGUCUUUCAUAAAGGUGAUGUCUCUCAGGAGAAAGGAGAUGCUUCUCAAGUUUUAGAUUUGUCUUCUGACUCAAAAAGUGGGCUCAACCUGACCUUGAAGACACCGUUUGUAGAGAAGCGCAUUGAGAGGGCGGGGCUUCAGAGGAAGGUCUCCAAUCGAAGGCUGCAGUCUGUGGAUGCUUUUGAUGAGGCCGUUCAGAGAUGCUUGGAGCAGGGUCCUAACCAAGAUCACUCUGUGUUUCAGGAUGGAAAAACUCUAGAAGAUUCUUCCUGGCAGAAGUUCACUCUUGGCCUCAGUGAUGUCACAGAGCUUUAUGUCCAGCCUAAAAAAGAUGACACAAUGGGACCUUCUGCAGAGAAUGAGAGAGAACAUGAGCUUGAGAGACCCAGUGAAAUUCCUGACUCAGAACCUUUAAUUCAAGAAGAAAAAGAUCAUGAGCUGGAGUCACAGGAUGAGGAAGAGGUGGUGCAUUCAUCCCAAGAUGAUGUGUAUUUGACUCCAGAAGAUGAUAUCGUACUUGCUCCAACGCAGGCGAUGACAGAAUCACUUCCUGAAUCUCAUGAUAUGGAGCUACAAGAUGGAGAAUUUGUGGAGGAAGUUGAGAUUGGGAACGUUGUGGAAAUUGAGUACGAGAACGUUGUGGAAACUGAGGAUCAGGAAGUUGUGGAAAUUGAGCAUGACAGCGUUGAGGAAGUUGAGGAUGAGAACGUUGAGGAUGAGAACGUUGAGGAAGCUGAGGAUGAGAACGUUGAGGAAGCUGAGGAUGAGAACGUUGAGGAAGUUGAGGAUGAGAACGUUGAAGUGGAGAAUGAGAACGUUGAAGUGGAGAAUGAGAACGUUGAGGAUGAGAACGUUGAAGUGGAGAAUGAGAACGUUGAAGUGGAGAAUGAGAACGUUGAGGAAGUGGAGGAUGAGAACGUCGAGGAUGAGAACGUUGAGGAAGUGGAUGAUGAGAACGUCGAGGAUGAGAAAGUUGAGGAUGAGAACGUUGAAGUGGAGAAUGAGAACGUCGAGGAUGAGAAAGUUGAGGAUGAGAACGCAGAGGAAGUGGAUGAUGAGAAAGUUGAGGAUGAGAACGUUGAGGAUGAGGAGGUUGUUGAAGCUGAACAUAAUAUUGACACCUCACAGUAUCUAGUGCAAAUAACUCGUAGAGCUCACCGCUCAGAGGGAGGGGGUGCUGUUUUGGGAAUUCCAGGCACCGCGAGAGUCACAAAGAGUUUUGGAGCUGGAUUGAACCCCAGAGAGAAAGAUCUUUUGGAUUUUGUCGAUGAGGGCAGAGAGAGUUUACAGGACAUUCCAGAUGAAGAAAGAGAACCACUGGGAAGCCCUGAGUUUCCUCCGCCCCACCCUGCUGCAGAGCUCAGCACACCAGAGCAGAGGUCACAGCAACAUGAGGCUAGUGUGGCUGAAGAUGAUGACGCUCAAGAAGAACUGAACCAAUCAGAGGAAGAGGAGCUGAUGGACUCUGAACCACCCAAUCAUAGCCCUCAAUUUCCACAGGAAGAGGAGGAGGAAGAGGACGAUGAUGACGACGCUCUUAGUGCAGAAUUGUCCAUGAAAACUCCUGCGUUUGUAAGACAGAAAAGAGUUUUCACAAGUCGUACUACGCAGUCUACGCCAACAGUCCUUAAAGAAGUGAACACUGGUCCUGCCCCUCAGGUUGCCAAACGAGGCCCCAGACAGAAGCGUCAGACGGGGGUCAAUGUUCUUCCCAAGAGUUACGUCAUGAGCGUGUUCAAGCACUUCGCCAAGACCAAGGUGGCCAGUGACGUCUACCCUGCCAUUAAUGAAAUUCUUAAGAAGUACUUUGAACGGCUAGCGGACGAUCUGGAAGCGUAUGCUACUCAUGCCAAACGUAAAACUAUUGAGGUAGAAGAUUUUGAGCUCCUUAUGAGAAGGCAGGGCUUUUUGACGGACACCACGCCUGUGAAUAUACUAAUAGAGAAAUAUCUUCCAAUGGAGUAUCGGAAACUUCUCAUCCCGGUGGCCACCAGUGGAAACAAAGUCAUCCCAAAACAAAGAAGGUGAACAUGCAGAUGUGACAUCCUCCUUAAACACUGCAGGUGGCUCCACAUAUCUGCAUGUGUUCUUGUAAAAAUGUCCAUAUGUUCAAAACAAUAAAUGCCUUGAUUUGUAAAUAAGGAUUUGUGUAAUAUAUAUCUGCUAUUUGUUUUAUGCAGCACUAUUAAAAAAAUGCUUUCAGUUCUUUGUACUUUUAGCCAUUUAUGUAUUUUUUUUCCCCAAAACAAACAUUAAAAA
Molecule: messenger RNA, 2990 nt
Organism: Onychostoma macrolepis
Lineage: Eukaryota; Metazoa; Chordata; Actinopteri; Cypriniformes; Cyprinidae
Gene: cenpt
Product: centromere protein T
Exons: 13
Coding region: 147-2759 (870 amino acids)
Biological process (GO): kinetochore assembly; mitotic cell cycle; chromosome segregation
Cellular component (GO): kinetochore
Molecular function (GO): protein heterodimerization activity; DNA binding
Source: RefSeq, a predicted model, not a curated record